AACAGUUCCGCGGAGUGUUUCUGCGCCUCUCAGCCCGGGCUUUGCGUUCUGCUGUGCCGGGCACAUCUCUCCAGCACUAUGCUCCUCACACAUGCCGCGUGGGACAAUAAAGCUGUGCGGGAUUUGUUUCUUCGGCUUGUAGACGUCCGUUACAGUCUCUGCUUUCACCGCCUGGCACGUGUCUGUGCCGAGUUUCAGGCGGGGGCAGCAGCUUUCGUGCAUUUCUCGUGAGGAUGACCCACUCGGAUUUACUGUUCUUUGCCGCUUCAGCUUCCUUGUGAUCUCACUGCACUUCGCUACGAUGACAGCCUGGCGGGAGGCGAACGCGCUUUAGGAUGAAAGCCGUGACGCGUCUGUCUCUGCUGCUCAGCUGCUGGACUCUGGUUCACCUGCAUCCCGGCCCCACGGCGCGUGUCCGCGCAGGUCCUCCGGUAAUCAGAGGAGAGGCGUCCAGGACGAUCAGCUCAGGGCGCACGGAGCCCGUGCGCUCCCGACUGCCCGGCGGGGAUGCGUACGAUAAGGCGCACGCUCCCGCUGCCAUUAACGCACACGCACGAGCGGGUGGAGGAGGUGGAGGUUCAUCGGGGAGAAGUUUGGGAAAAGUUGCGGCCGCGGCGGUGCGCACCUCGUCCCCGCAGAGAGCCCGCAGCGCGCCGGCUCCGGCGGCGCAGCGGGGGGCCGCGAGCCACAAACAGCCGCUCGUGACGCCGCACGACUACAUGCUCGCGCUGUACUGGUCUCUCUCCAGCGGUGACGUCAACGGCAGCACGUUGCACGAGGCCGGCCUGGCCAACACCAUCACGAGCUUCGUGGAUAAAGGGCAAGAUGAACGUGGGCCCCAGCUGCGACGGCAGAGGUAUCAUUUCAACAUCAGCUCCCUGGAACGGGACGGGCUCCUGGGGGCCGAGCUACACAUCCUGAGGAAGCGCCUGCCUGACCCUCGCAGAGUCUUGAUAGGCUACAGAGGAGGAGAAGGAGGAGGAGUCCCGUCACCGCUCCUAAGGCUGUACACCUGUGCUUCAGGCAAACAAAAGGCCGUUCUUGUCCAGAUGAAGACCGUAGAGGAUCUGUUCAGCAGCACAUGGGAAGUGUUUGACGUAUGGAAGGUCUUCAGGGGCAUCAAAACCCAGAAAGGCCAGCAUUCCCAGGAGCUGUGCUUUGAACUGGAAGCGCUGGAGCACGGAGGCGGUCGCCCCAUGGACCUUCGCGCUCUGGGAUUCGCUCGACACGGCAGGACCAACAAGGAAAAAGCCUUCUUUUUGGCUUUUGGGAAAAGCAAGAAGCGUGACCUUUUUUACAAAGAGAUCAAAGCGCGGUCAGGCCACGACAACAAAACAGUCUACGAGUACCUGUUCACCCAGCGACGGAUGAGACGGGCACCUGCUGCGAGGGGAGCCAAAAAACCCGCGCAGCAGUCCCUGCCACAGCCCAUAUCCCAGCACCAGACGGUGAAGGCCAGGCUGCGCUGCCACCGGAGACGGCUCCACGUCAACUUCAAGGAGAUGGGCUGGGACGACUGGAUCAUCGCGCCACUAGAGUACGACGCCUAUCACUGCGAUGGCGCCUGCGAUUUCCCCAUCCGCUCACACCUGGAGCCGACCAACCACGCUAUCAUACAGACCCUGAUUAACUCCAUGGACCCGGAGUCAACGCCACCCACUUGCUGCGUCCCGACACGGCUCAGCCCAAUCAGCAUCCUCUACAUCGACUCGGCCAAUAACGUCGUCUACAAGCAAUACGAGGACAUGGUGGUGGAGUCGUGCGGGUGCAGGUAGCAGACACAGCAAAGACCUUUCAAUAUUAUAUUCAAAGCUAAAACUGGAGUUGGUAUUUCAGGCUCACUGCUAUGCAACGCACAUUACUCCUCACACUCAAGUGGGCUUACAAGAAUGCAUACCAGAGACUAUUUAAGACUAAACAGAUGAAGAUAAACUCACGGAGGUGAUGUUCUGAAACGCCCACUCACUAAAACUUGCGUGUAAUGUUGAUGUUGGUAGUGAUGAGCAAUAUGCAUCCAAUACAAUCCAAAUAAUGGAAACACGACCCGAUGGAAAAAAGACUCGUUUGGACUGUUUCGUACGGACUUUUUCCUUCUUCUUAGAUUUGUAUCAAUUUGCUGAUUGUUGUAAAGAGUUUAAAAUGCUUGGAAAAAUGAAGUGUUAUACUUAAAAAUGCUCUUUUCCAGCACUUAUCUGAUGAAGUCAUUUGUAUGCCUUAUCCAAGACCUUUUUGUAAAGCAUGUCAAGAAUUUCUGAUGUAUAAAUACGAGCCAGGGAUGAAGUGCUCAUCUGACCUGCUCCAAAUUUGGGAAAGCUGCAUAAACUCGUGUUCAAUAAAAAAAAUGUCUAAUUGACUGAGCUCCAAACUCCUAUCAGUGAAAACCUCUGCCCCCCACCCCCUCGAGGAUCUGCAGACUAAACUAUCGGAGGAAUUUGUGAGAUUUACAGCUGCCAAAUUUACAAUUUAACCCAGGAAUGACUGUUUGAUGUGGAACAUGAGUGUUUUACUUGGCUGGCUUGAUAAACUGUUGCAAGGUCUAGUUAAAAUUACGAGGAGUUAGGUUUUUUAACUUUGUGCCUAUUAAAGGGGACCUGUUCUGCUCAUUUCCAGCUCCAUCUCUUUAUUAUAGACUCUACAAGUAGAUUUGCAGGCGCUCAAUUCAUCAUCUGGGUGACUACAUAAAAGAUGGUCAAAGCCUCGGUGAUGUAACCCACUGGGCUGUGGAUUCCACGUUUUGAAAUCUCAGUGUCAGCAUUUUUCCUUUGGAGCCAGAGCUGACCGUAAAUUAUCAGCUGCAUUAAUAAAUUGUACAUAUAUCUGCAAGUUAGCACUAAGCCCCAUAAAAUAAGAUAAGAUAAGAUAAAAUUGGUGCACAGACAUCUCGGACGAUCUGGCUAACCACAGAGAUCAUUGCAUCACUCCGACAUGUGCCUUACUCCAAAAGUGACUAACAGCACAAACUGGUCCAGAGAUCCAGUUCAACUUCAGUUACCCAAAUUAUUUCUGUAGCACGCUGUAAACAUCUUCGUUACUGCUUUAAAUUAGCACUUUGGAGACAAAAUUAUCUUUGUUUUGUACUAUUGCCAAGACUCAGGAGACCAGUUUUAAAAAGACAGCUCUGUUUGCACAGGGUUAGGGCCAGCUGAUGACCUCAGAGGGGGUUCAUACUGGCGUUUGUGGGGACUGACUGGUUUUGGAGCAAGCCUCAAGGGUUUCAUCGCCACUUGAAGAAGAACCAGUUAGACCAAUUAUGUAAGUCAUAAAACAAAUGAACAGCCGGAGCAGACUUACAACACAACAGUUACAAGUAACUAGAUCCAGAUAAGCUUAAGAAACACUGUCAGCUCACUAAUAAAUGCAUCACUGCAUCCAUCCCGGGCGCCUGCAGCUCACGAGGUAGAGAAGGUCAUCUGAUUGGCAGGUUGGUGAACAGAUGCCUGGCUGCUCCAGCCUGCAUGCCAAAUAUCCUAAACCAAGGAUCUGUCGGAGUGAUGUGAAGCACCUAAGCAUGGAAGAAACCGCUUGUAUGAAUGGCUGUGAAUAAGGCACGAGGUAUGAAGCGCUUUAUAAGAACAAGUCCGUUUAGCAUCCGUCCAUCCACCCUCAGCUGCUGCUCUGAGCCUGGGCUGUGGAUACUAUAGUGUUGGCAGAGAUGCCCAGACCUCGCUCUGCUCCAGCAUUUCCAAUGGGACUCUCAGGAGUCUGUCCGACCCAGGUUCUUCUUCUGGUUGUGCAUGCUCAAAAUAUAUCAUAUAACCAUAUACUGUCAUAUAUUUAUUUAAUAUAUUUAAUAUUGUAGAUUUUCUCAUUUCCUCACAA
Molecule: messenger RNA, 3819 nt
Organism: Oreochromis aureus
Lineage: Eukaryota; Metazoa; Chordata; Actinopteri; Cichliformes; Cichlidae
Gene: gdf5
Product: growth differentiation factor 5
Exons: 2
Coding region: 336-1775 (479 amino acids)
Biological process (GO): BMP signaling pathway; SMAD protein signal transduction
Cellular component (GO): extracellular region
Molecular function (GO): cytokine activity; growth factor activity
Source: RefSeq, a predicted model, not a curated record